AUGUUUCUGCUUGCUGGAUGGAUUGAAAAACAUAUGAAAGAAGAGCAUCAUAUCGAUAAAUUUACAGACGAAUCCUUUUUUCGUCUGCAUGAUUUAGCAAACAAAGGAUACUGGACUGAUCGGGAUAUUCUUAAUAUUUACGGUGUUUUUGAAAAUGAUGAUGUUCCUUUCUCCAAGAAAAAUGAAAUUUUGGUAGAUAUUUUAAAAAAAGUUGAUGCUUCACAAAAUCGAAUUGUCACUUUGGACGAAUUUUUGAACUUUCGUAAACAAGGAGGAGAAUUUACUGAUUUUGGUUUCCCAGGACAUCAUGGAGAUGAAGAAGAAGAAUUCGAAAUGCAUCAUGUGGAAAAGUAUCAUCCUGCCGGACUUGACGAACCUGACGAAAACUGGAACCAUCCUGAAGAUAUUGAACAUUUUCAAAAACAUGAUGAGCUAUUUCACGGGGAGAAGCGUCCCGAAGAGAGACGUAAACAUUAUUUAAAGCCAAACAACAUUCCAACCAAGUUCCGCCGAGUGACCAUUCAAAUGUAAAAGAACCAAGCAUUGAUUCGAUUUCCGACAUAGAAGGUACCAGUUCAAUUUCUUUUUUUUUUUUUUUUUUUUUUUUUAUUCUUUUGCAUAUCCUGAUUCUGCAACUUACAAGUCAUUGCACCAUGCGGAUAACAUAAGUUUUGGGUCCUAUUAUUUAUAUUAAGAAUCUAAUAUAUGUAAAUUCAUUAACUUUACAUUACUGUUGUCUUUAGAUUUUUUUUCUAUUGUUCCCUUCAUUCACGUUUUUGCUAAGCUUUCAAUCCUCGCAAGAGCUUCUUUCUUCAACAUCAUUAGCUCUCUUUGAGCGGACUUAUAUGUUUUCACUGCGAGUAAGGCUCGAGGAGUCUUUUGAAAUGCUGCAAAGAUUGCUUCAUCAUCAGAGAAAACAAAAUUGCAAAUACAAACUAAUGCACGAUGUUGGACACCAACGUUUUCAUCCUUCAGCAUACGAAUAACAAAUUCAAAGUUCGAAUAAAUGUCCAUUAUAGCUUUACAACCAGCUUCGCAACUACUAAUUUGCACUAAAGUCCCACAUGCUGCCAACUUUGUCGCUUCAUCGUCAGCAUCACUUAAUGCCAUGAGGAUCUUCAGACGUGUCGCUUCGGAUCCUGAACUGUUUUCGCCAAUGAACUUAAUUAAGCAAUAUGGAGAAAGUGACAGAUUGUUGACAAGUUCAACAGUUGCUCUUUGGAUUAAUUCAUGGUUACUAAUUAAUAAGUUGUCGAUGGCAGCCCAUGAUUUCAAAGUAAUAGCUUGGCGACUAUUUUCGUCCAUGGAUGCUAAAUUUGUUAGUGCCAAUAAAGAUUCAAAUUUUGCUAAUAAAAUAGGAUAUUCGUUGUCCGUUUCUUCACUAACAAGAAGUACUUUUGAUAUAGGAUCAAUUGCUCGAUUAGACGGUAAAGAGCCAGUAAAUACACUUUGAGGCGCUGUACUGAUGAGAAUCUUUGCUAAAGCAUGACCUGCAUUAAAAUUUGACCUUUCUGUAAAAUAAGGCUUAGUUAAAAACUUUAUAGCACCAUAUUGCACAAGUUCGGAUCGAUUUUUUUGGACACUCGCGAUAUGUACUAGAAUUUUUGAAAUAAACUCAUUCAAAGAGGGAUGGGUAUGAGAUAAUGAAUAUAAUUUUUGUAAAACCUGAAGACGGAGUAUUACUUGUAUUCUAUUUUCAGUUGGUCCUUGCUCAUCUUCGG
Molecule: messenger RNA, 1721 nt
Organism: Schizosaccharomyces cryophilus OY26
Lineage: Eukaryota; Fungi; Ascomycota; Schizosaccharomycetes; Schizosaccharomycetales; Schizosaccharomycetaceae
Exons: 2
Coding region: 1-531 (176 amino acids)
Cellular component (GO): endoplasmic reticulum-Golgi intermediate compartment; extracellular exosome
Molecular function (GO): calcium ion binding
Source: RefSeq, a predicted model, not a curated record